Molecule: messenger RNA, 757 nt
Organism: Dunckerocampus dactyliophorus (ringed pipefish)
Lineage: Eukaryota; Metazoa; Chordata; Actinopteri; Syngnathiformes; Syngnathidae
Gene: msrb2
Product: methionine sulfoxide reductase B2
Exons: 5
Coding region: 126-695 (189 amino acids)
Biological process (GO): response to oxidative stress; protein repair
Cellular component (GO): cytoplasm
Molecular function (GO): peptide-methionine (R)-S-oxide reductase activity
Source: RefSeq, a predicted model, not a curated record
CAAGUCGGACUUCCUGACCGGGUCACCCAGUUAACAGGCAGGAUAAGCCAGUGUGGGCUUGUGGCGGCGUGAAGACUCACCACCAGUGCCUGUUGCACUUGACUUGAAGACCGCACACCGCAAGCAUGUCUCGUCUGGUCACUCGCAUCUUUGUUAUUUCCAAACACUCGAGAGCUGGACUGCCAUUGUUGUCAUGGCGGAGCAUCCCGGUCUUCGUCCAACCUGUACACACAAGUGGAGGCCUGCAAUCUCUCACCCGCUAUGACAAGACGAUAGAUUGGCAAAAGAAACUCACUCCUGAGCAGUAUGUUGUCACUCGAGAGAGAGGUACAGAAUUGCCCUUUAGUGGGAUCUACCUGAAUCACUAUGAAGUGGGGAUGUACCAUUGUGUCUGCUGUGAUUCUCCACUCUUCAGCUCAGAGUCCAAGUAUGACUCUGGGACGGGCUGGCCAGCUUUCAAGGAGGCUCAUGGGACGUGGGAGCGAGAUGAAAGCCACUCCUCCAUCAUCCGUCGCCCUGACAACAGCCUGGGUAGCGCCAGCACAGAGAUUCUUUGUAAAAACUGUGACGCCCACUUGGGUCAUGUAUUUGAGGACGGGCCAGAGCCGACUGGUCAGCGGUUCUGUAUUAACAGCGCAGCCCUCAACUUUAAACCCAGAGAAAACAACAAAGCUGGAGAGGAUGAGGAGAACUGACACAACAUUUGGCAACAUACUGUAUCAUCUCGUUUAUGAUGUAUCAUCUACAUUGUGGUUCU